GCUUCCUCAUCUUUUUCUCACUUUGAAAAUAUAUUUUAUGGCUCGUCGUUCGUUAGCUAGUCGUUAUCUAGUUAAUACGUUCAUGGAUGACGACGACAAUAUUGAUGACGAAUAUGAAGAAUUGUUACUUGCUCAAAUAGAAGAAAAAGCGCGUGCCAACCAGAGUUCAAGAGGAGGUCAUCGUGGUUCUAUUAUGGGUCACCGUAUUGUUAAUCGUGAUCUAAUUGAGGGUCAUGAAAGACUUUGUCGUGACUACUUUGCUAAUCCUCCAAAAUAUGGGGCUCAUCUCUUUCGAAGGAGAUUCAGAAUGAAGCAAGCUCUUUUCAUGCGCAUUCAUGAUGCCAUCGUCGCGCACGAUACUUAUUUUGUUCAAAAGAGGAAUGCUGCUGGGCGUCUUGGCUUGUCAUCACUUCAAAAGGUAACAGCUGCUUUUCGACAACUUGCAUAUGGUGUUCCAGCCGAUUAUGUUGAUGAGUAUGUGCAGAUUGGGGAAAGCACCGCUAUUGAAAGUCUCAAAAAGUUCGUCACAGCAAUUGUCGAAGUGUUUGGUGAUGAAUACUUAAGGUCGCCAAAUAGUGAUGACCUUAAGAGAUUACUUGCAAUAGGUGAACAACGCGGCUUUCCUGGUGUUAAAGUAAGAGAG
This is a messenger RNA of Asparagus officinalis (garden asparagus), 643 nucleotides long. RefSeq lists its product as uncharacterized. Lineage: Eukaryota; Viridiplantae; Streptophyta; Magnoliopsida; Asparagales; Asparagaceae. The annotation marks the transcript as partial. The transcript has a single exon. The record is from RefSeq and is a predicted model, not a curated record.